This is a messenger RNA of Fusarium sp. VM40, 2892 nucleotides long. NCBI's taxonomy places the organism in Eukaryota, Fungi, Ascomycota, Sordariomycetes, Hypocreales, Nectriaceae. The record is from the annotation of a GenBank genome assembly.
AUGAAGUAUGAGUACAUGGAUGAAAUGGAUGGCAUGGAUGACUUAGAUGAAGAGGGGCUUCGGCAAGCGGUUGAAGCCGAUGAUUUCCAGGCAAGCCAGGGCAGAGCCGCCGUCCAUUCCGCUCCUGCCAGUGCUGGAGAAUACUACGGUCACGUGGAGACGCCUCAAGCUCUGGUCCAUCAUCAUUAUCCUGGCAGUAGCGACGGGGGCGCCUGGCGUUGGCACAGGCGCAGUUCUCAGCGCCUGGUCGCUACUGACCUAGACCCAGACCCAGACCCAGCGAUAAUACCUUUUACGCAAUUCGCGUCGCCUCUGGCAGUUCGUGCUCACAUCCACCCUCACUCUUAUUCUCACCCGCACUCUCAGCCGCUCACUCAUUCUCCUAAUACACAACAUCCUUAUCCCUACCAACAGCGACAUUUAACUUCUCCACAUCAAUUGCACUCUCAAUCGCACCUCUCCCACCAUUCCGCCUCAGCCGAUGGCACGUUCGGCACAAUGGAGCAGAUAGAGACACAGGCAAGCGACCUGCGAUUUCUUGCCCAAGUGCCCGUCUUGAAUCCAGCCUCAAGUCCGUCUCUCGGCCCCGGCUCCGGCGCUGGGCGAGGCGGAACACCCGGCCGUACCCCCGGAACCGCCAUAGGAGCGUCUGCGGGUGCUUCUAUUGCUUACGAGAAUCAACCCAGCCCAAGUUCCGCCUCUGUCGGCGACAAUUCCGCUCACGGUGCGAGUGCCAACAAGAGGAAAUCAACGGACGACGGACCAGGCAGCGCAGGAAAGCAAACAAGAAGCAAAAGGAAUAGAGUAAGUCCUGACCAUUUCGUUACGUCUACCACCAGCAAUGAGUGUAAGAGGCGCAAGAUAAAAUGCAACGGCGAAACUCCAUGUCAACGAUGUGGGAACCUUAAUCUGGCUUGCCUCUAUGCGCCCAACUGCUGUUCUGGAAACUUCAAAGAAUCGGACGAGUUUAAGCAAGUUACAUCUCAACUUGGUCGCCUCCAAGAUGAAGUCGGCUGGUUGCAUCAAACCGUCAAGGCUUUGCAGUCUGAAGCUCCUCGCUUCCCUUCACUUGGUGACCGAACACACACCCACAGCCACGGCACUCCGGCGAUUGCCCCCUCGCCUUCUCACAGCUCUGCGUCACUCAACCGUCAUGACAAUUCAAAGUAUGGCUCCUUCAGGGGCCCAACAAGCAUGGCUUUUAGCCUGGAUGUUGCCAACAACACCAUCAACAACAUGGGUUACAAGGGCAUAUCCGACGACGAAAACCCACACUUGAAUGAAGGAAUAGGCAUGCUAUCGUCACGUCCAGGAGAUCCUCUUCACGAAUUCGACAAAGACGAGAUGAUUCGCCUUUGCCGUCUGCAUGAGGAAGAAAUUGGCAUUAUGUAUCCGGUGCUCAACAUCCAAAGUGUUAUAUCCCAUGCGAUGGGCUUGGCAACUUUCCUCGAAUCCAUACGACAACAGAACCCCAGAGAACUGAUAAACGACGACAAAACUCUUCAACUCAAGAUCAUCAUGUGCUGUGCGUUAGUUGUGGAAGAACAUGGACAUAGUGACAAGGCGAUCCGUUUGUUCGAGAGUAUGGAAACAGUGCUUAACCGAAAGCUUAUGGCCGAGGCAGCGGAUGUUGCAACACUACCCAUACUGGCCCUUGUCGCCGGUUAUCGAUUCCUCUCGAACGAUGAAGUUCUAGCAUGGCGAGUCAUGGGUCAUGUCGCAAGGCUAUGUUUGGAGCUUGGUAUUCACCAGCGAACAGGUCUGAUGAGAAUCCAGGACGAGGAAGAGCGCAAGAAUGCUCUUGUCAGCUUUUGGUCGGCAUAUGUCCUUGAUCGGCGAUGGGCCUUUGCAACUGGACUGCCUUUCGUAGUUCAAGAUGAGGAGAUUGAUAUGCAACUCCCUUUCCCGGAUGAGUACCCAUAUCUUGUUGCCAUGAUUACCUAUUCUCGGAUAGGUGCGAAAGUGUGGCGACAGGUAGCUCACUUUGGACCAGUGCUUGCACGCGAUUUGCGGUCAGAGGAGUUGGAGAAUGUCGACCAAGAAUUGCUACAGUGGUAUGAGCAAAUUCCCGAAGAAGUCAAGGUUCGCAAUUGGGAUAAAGAGAAGCAUAUAACGUCGACCCCUUCUUACAAUCUCCAACGGCUACGAAUAUGGACAUAUCUACGACUAAAUCAAAUGCGAAUAUGGCUUUACACGCCCGUGCUGCAUAGUGCUACGAGCAUCAUGGCUCAUCCUGCACAAUCAGAACGUGUUGUUGAUAUUGCAAAGGAUACUAUCCGAUAUCUCAGCCACUUGAAUAACACAACCAACUUAUACAGAAGAGUGCAGGUGUUUUACCACCAAUUUCUUACAUCUGCAAUCGCUGUUGUCUUCCUCGCCUCAGUCCACGCCCCUGUUCGAUUCAGCUCUACUUGCCGCGAAGAGUUCUAUAUGGCUCUUGAGCUGGUCAAAGACCUAUCUGCCAAGAGCUGGGCGUCGCAGCGACUGUGGCGAACAAUUCGAUCACUCAAAAACGUAGCGCCGCGCUUCGGGUUGAAUUCCGAGGAUGAUCCCCAAUCGACAGCAGCUUUAGGAAUGAUAGGACUUGCACGAGGUAAUAUGGAUCAACAAACGCCAUUCCGCAAGCCCUCAGUACCGGGUCAACAAUCACAAACAGCGACACCGGACUCUAUAGCUCAAAAUGGAUCCAGGAUUCAAGCGGAAAUGUCACGCAUGUUCGAGGGCUAUGUAGGAUUGAAUGGCUUCCAAUACAAUGAGCACGACGGACAGCAAGGGCAGCAAGGACAACAGGGACAACAAGGACAAGGGUCAAAUACUGAGGUAUCUGAAUCUUCUAGCAAUAUGUUUGGGGUCGACGGGACUGUCUUCGCUCAGUUCAAGGAGAUGUAUUAA